GAACCAUUCAGGACAAGUAUAAAAAAACAGAAGUUGUCCUUCCUAACUUGUAUCUCAACAAGACAAUUAUCUUUCUCUCUGUUAUUCCUCUUUUCUUGAUCCUCAUUAUUCUUAUCUUCCAUUUCUCAACUUUUUUGUACCUAAAAUGGAUCAAAAUCUCCAUUAUCACCAGACCAAACUCACGCACCGAUGUCGCAACUGUGAAGAAGAGGUCAAUAGUACGGAGUGGGAGUUCAUUAGCAUGAGCAAACAAGAAGAAGAUCUUAUUUACAGGAUGCACAAGCUUGUUGGAGACAGGUGGGGACUUAUAGCAGGGAGAAUACCAGGGAGAACAGCAGAAGAAAUAGAGAGAUUUUGGAUAAUGAGACACAGUGAUGGCUAUGCACACAAGAGAAGACAAUUAAGAAAAGUCUAGCACCCAUAUAAUCAUCUAUCCCCAAAAAAAAAAAAAGAUAAAAAACUUUAGAGGAAAGCAGAUUCUCUUUUUCCUCGUCCUCUCUUUUCCAUUUUGUUUGGGGGACCCUACUGAUCAUUUUAUCAUUCUAUUGUCCAUGUACUUCUUACUUUUGGAUUUCUGUCUUUAUCUUAUGACUUUUUGGUGGUUGCUUUUA
This is a messenger RNA of Capsicum annuum, 611 nucleotides long. Its product is annotated as MYB-like transcription factor ETC3. Bases 146 to 415 code for a protein of 89 amino acids. The transcript is spliced from 3 exons. Gene Ontology annotation, biological process: cell differentiation. Gene Ontology annotation, molecular function: transcription cis-regulatory region binding. The record is from RefSeq and is a predicted model, not a curated record. NCBI's taxonomy places the organism in Eukaryota, Viridiplantae, Streptophyta, Magnoliopsida, Solanales, Solanaceae. Gene Ontology annotation, cellular component: nucleus.